GGCCAUUUCAGCAGUUGCUUUACUGCUGCCCUUGAAUACAAUAUAGAAGUCAGAGGACAACUUGCUGCAAGUCUUUUUCUCCUUCUACCAUGUGAGGCCCAGUGAUUGAACUCAGGUCCUCAAGUGCCUUUACCAGGUGAUCCCCAACAUUCUGUAUUUUAAUGGAUAUGGCCAUUAAAAUGUUUGGACCUUAGGAACUGAGUCUUGUUAAAGCCACUGCAUGGUUUUCUCUCUGCAUUUGGCCAAGCCAUUAGACAGAAAGAAAAAGGGCACUCAGGAAAGAGCUGGUUACCUCCACAAGGCCAGAAUGUGGCGGUCAGGGCUUCAGGUAGAAACAGUGUCUAUGCGAAGACUUCCAUGCCUGAACUGAAGAGUUGAUUGAUGUUUAUCCCAUCUACCCAGAAGGAACAUAGGCUGGCCCUGAAGCAAAUAUGGCCUGGGCUCAGGCCCUGGUCCUCUUCUCAUCCCUACUGACUCUCUGUACCUCUGAAGGGAGUCCCAAGGUGUGGGUGCAAGUCCAGAUGGAGGCCACCAAGCUCCUAUCCCUCUCCCUCUCAAUCCACUGUGGGGUCUUAGGAACUGACCUCAUCUCUUUGGUAACAGUGAGCUGGGAAGGAUCUGUUGAUGCCCCAAGGACCAAAUUAGCUGUGUUACAUCCAGAACUUGGCACCCAGCUGUGGGUCCCUGACUCGAAGGCCGGCUGGGAAACCUCCAACAGUGUGUCUCUUACUCUGACCCUGGAACAAUCCAAAGCAAGAAACUCCCUGGCCAACACUACAUUCUGCUGCGAGUUUGUUACCUUUCCUCAUGGCUCCAGGGUUGCCUGUGGAGACCUUCACAGCUCAGAGCCAGGACUCUCUGCUCUGACUCUUCAAGGAGACCUGGCCAGGAUCUUGGGAACCUUGGGGUUUCUCCUGCUUGGUUUCAUCUUUGUACUCUAUCUCCUGUGGCGGCAGAAGCGUUGGUGUUUCAGUAAAUCUCAACCAUCUGCCACCAGCACCCAGGCACAGAGGCAAACUCAGCUUCCUCAUGUGGCCUCUACACGCGGCAGCUUCGUCUCCACUGAAAAUGGACUGUAUGCUCUGGCAGGGAAGAGACUUCCCCACACGGUUCCCAACAUCCUUGCUUCCACAGACUGUCUGGAGCAUAGUAGCCUAGAAAGAUGCUCGGGAGUUGAAUGAUAGACACCCUCGAUUCCCUCUAGCUAUUUGGGACAUCGCUCUGCUGGUGUCUUCAUCCUGGGCACCAGGCCUCUUCAUGAAUCUUGUUUUCUUUUUAGGCCUCUGAUAAGACCACACCCUGCUAGCUAGGAUGUGGUCAGUGUAUGAGCGUGUAUGGACACAGGUGUGAGUGGAGGAGUAGGAUGAAGGUUGUUACACCCUGUUUUGCAAAUAAUAGCUUUAAUAAUGUCAUUAAAGUGAUCCUUCUGUU
Messenger RNA from Cricetulus griseus (Chinese hamster), 1431 nucleotides. Lineage: Eukaryota; Metazoa; Chordata; Mammalia; Rodentia; Cricetidae. The record is from RefSeq and is a predicted model, not a curated record.